Molecule: messenger RNA, 1565 nt
Organism: Alnus glutinosa
Lineage: Eukaryota; Viridiplantae; Streptophyta; Magnoliopsida; Fagales; Betulaceae
Exons: 4
Coding region: 206-1165 (319 amino acids)
Biological process (GO): regulation of transcription elongation by RNA polymerase II; positive regulation of DNA-templated transcription
Cellular component (GO): super elongation complex
Molecular function (GO): transcription elongation factor activity
Source: RefSeq, a predicted model, not a curated record
CACAUGGUCUUUCACACACCCAAAAUCCUCCACGUCUCCUCUAUGUUUCGAAAUCGAGGUUCGUCUUCGUUCCGAGCUAGCUCCUCCUUUGUACUUAAACCCUACGCAGAUCUUGCCAUGUAAUCUAAGGAGUGGGUCCCAUACGGGCUUUCUCUCAGCGUCUUGUAAUCUCACUUGUCUCUCGGGCUCCCGAGCUUUCUCGAUAAUGGCGAACAACUCCAGGGACGAGCCCAAGACCGGUCCUCAGGCCGAUCGCUGGUACAACCUAACCCUAGGCCCCUCCUUCAAAAGCGAUUCCUCCAGCAAAUUCUGCACCCUCCGAUAUGAAUUUAAACCGGCUUCGAUCGACAAGACGAAGUCGGGAUCGCUACACAAGACCAAGGAAAAUAGGGUUUCUGUGGAGUUCCACAACAAUCAAUUGGGAAAACCAAAAGUGACAUUCGAGGGAAGCAGCGAGGAGUACAAGGAAAACGACGCUGUUCUGUUCUUUGACGGCGAGACUUUCCGGCUGGAGCGGCUUCAUCGGGCCGUUAAGCAGCUCCGGCACCUUCGCAAGCCCGGUGAGUCCACUGCAGCUUCCUCUGUGGUCGCCGGCGCCCAAUCGGUGCCAGCCCCGGAGCUGCGGUUGUCCCCGGCUGGGAGGGGUGCAAAGCCGGCAAAUUUUGGUAGAAGCACGUUUCCAGCCGUGCCGCCGGUGACGGUUGAGGUGGAACGAAUUGAUAUUGGCAAGCCAGAGAAUCCAGGUGCGAAACCUUCAGGAAAAGGGAUUGUUGAUUAUCCAUCUGAUCCACCUAACUUCUCCAUGGCCUCACCAGGCCCCAAGAGCGAUGAAGGUGAGGAACAUCAAGAUAUAGAUAUUGAUGAUCUUUUUGGUAGUCGAACACCUGAAGAUGAAAUAGCUGCUGAGGAGGCUGGAGUUGAUAUAAGUGUACCACAUCAAAAUGACUCUGAUGAAGAGAUUGCUGAUGUAGAUGAUAGUGGCGAUGAAGUGGAAAGGGGACCCAAUGCUGCAGAAGCGCUUAGAGCCCAGGUGAAUGCUGAGGAGAGGGAUGAGCGGAGUUCGAGUUCUAGUAGCAGUAGCGGAAGUAGCAGUGCGAGCCGAAGUAGUAGCAGCAGCAGUGGCAGUGAAGCAGCCAGCGAUGAAGACUCUGUCAACUCUAUCUGACAUUGGCAAACUGCCCUAAACCUGCAGAAGAAGCUAGUUGGAGACGGACAGAAAAUACAGAGUGGAUACUACACGCUCCAACAGAAGCAUGGCUUGCAAAAUUAAAAACAGGCCAACCUGGUUUUGGGGGAGAGAUCUUGUUGAGCUUCUUUUUCUUAUAUAGGGUUACACGUUUGAGUAUUUAUGGGAGAUCUUAUUAAGCUAUCCCACUUGUGGCAACACAUCUCUUUUGGCAAAUGUAAUGAGUGAAUUCCUAGGAAGAGCAUGAAACUUACCAAAUUUGAAAAUACUUUUGAGAUACGCUAUUACAUUAUUAUCUUGCACGUAAAUUGUAAGAUACGGUUUUUUUUUUAUUUGAUUUUUUCAAAACAGAUAAUAGAUUGAGUAAUUGUUACGUACA